GGGCGGGGCUAGGCGCAGGGCAAAGGUCAAAUCCGUGCCGACGUCACCCCGAGCGGCUCGAGCUCAGCCAAGAUGGCGGUGGCGACGCUGAGCAUACAGUGGAUAGUCCUGACCUGGGUGACUCUUCAUAUCACAACAACGGAAGCUGUGGACAGAAGUAACUUCAAAACCUGUGAACAAAGUGCAUUCUGCAAACGGCAGAGGAAUGUUAAACCGGAGAAUUCCCCCUAUCGAGCGCUCCUCAACUCCUUGGAGGUGACUGAAAAAGCCGUCAGACUGCAGCUAAUUAAUGAAGUUAAUAAGGUUCCUCUACUACUUGAAGUGUAUGGUCUUCAAGGGAAUAUGACCAGGAUUAAAAUUAAUGAGCUGAAUCCAUUGAAACCACGGUAUGAAGUGCGGGAUGUAUUAAUACACGAUCCACCUACUGUACCCUUAACGGUUGUUGGGAAGGACGAAGGCAGCGUGGAGCUGGGCUUUGGAAACAAACUGUACAAACUGAUCAUCACCUCCAAGCCAUUCAGGAUGGACAUCAUGACAGGGAAUGAGCUGCUGCUGAGUAUUAACUCUCGGGGGCUGAUGGUGUUCGAGCACUUGCGAAAAAGGAAGGACUCUUACACAGAAAAAAUUAGUAACACAGUCGGUAGCAUAUGGAGUAAGAUCAAGAACGUGUUCAUUAGUGAGGAGAAGAAAGAGGAGGAUGUGGAAAAUGAGGUGAAAGAAGAGAAGCAGGCCGGCGAUGAAGGAAUGCAGCAGGCGGGACAGCCUGAAGACAAAGGUUCUCAGAAGGAGAGUGAAGAAAAAGAGGAUGAAGCUGGAAUGUGGGAGGAAACAUUUAAAACUCACACGGACUCCAAACCCAAUGGUCCAUCCUCUGUUGGCCUAGACUUCUCUCUCCCUGGCUUUGAACAUGUAUAUGGGAUUCCAGAGCAUGCUGACAACUUGAAACUCAAAACAACAGACGGUGGAGAUCCGUACCGUCUGUAUAACCUUGAUGUGUUCCAGUACGAGAUAUAUAAUCCCAUGGCUCUAUAUGGGGCCGUACCUCUUCUGCUGGCCCACAACAUCCGCAGGACCCUGGGAAUCUUCUGGCUGAAUGCUGCUGAGACUUGGGUCGACAUCAGCUCCAACACAGCGGGCAAGACUUUAUUUGGGAAGAUGCUGGAUUACGUGCAGGGGGCGAAUGAAAUCCCACAGACUGAUGUCCGCUGGAUUUCCGAGAGUGGGAUCAUCGACGUUUUCCUGCUCCUGGGACCAUCUCCGUUUGACGUCUUCAAGCAGUACGCCUCGCUUACAGGCACACAGGCUCUGCCCCCUCUCUUCGCCAUCGCUUAUCACCAGUGCCGCUGGAAUUACAAUGAUGAGGACGAUGUCCGGAAUGUGGAUGCCGGCUUCGACGAGCACGAUAUCCCAUAUGAUGUCAUCUGGCUGGACAUCGAGCACACGGAUGGGAAGCGGUACUUCACCUGGGAUACCAACAAAUUCCCGAAUCCCAAGGACAUGCUGCAAAACCUUGCCUCCAAGAAGCGGAAGAUGGUCAGUAUAGUCGACCCCCACAUCAAGAUCGACAGUGGGUACAAGGUUCACACCACCAUCCAGUCUCGCAACUUCUACAUUAAGACUAAGGAUGGAAGUGAUUAUGAAGGCUGGUGCUGGCCAGGUUCUGCUGGCUAUCCUGACUUCACCAACCCCGAGAUGCGAUCUUGGUGGGCCAGCAUGUUUGCCUACGAUCAGUACGAGGGGUCCAUGGACAAUCUGUACACAUGGAAUGAUAUGAACGAGCCCUCGGUGUUCAAUGGGCCCGAGGUGACUAUGCAUAAAGAUGCUGUCCACAUGGGCGGCUUUGAACACAGGGAUGUUCACAACCUUUACGCAUUGUAUGUGCAAAUGGCUACAUCAAAUGGCCUGAUCCAGCGUUCUGGGGGCAUAGAGAGGCCUUUUGUCCUAACUAGAGGCUUUUUCGCUGGAUCCCAGCGUUAUGGAGCAGUGUGGACGGGCGAUAACUCUGCUGAGUGGGACCACCUGAGGAUCUCGCUGCCCAUGUGCCUGUCUCUGGCACUCGCCGGCAUCUCUUUCUGUGGAGCGGAUGUUGGUGGUUUUUUCAAGCACCCUAGCCCUGAGCUGCUGGUUCGCUGGUACCAGGCUGGAGCCUAUCAGCCGUUCUUCAGAGCCCACGCUCACCUGGACACCCCGAGACGAGAACCCUGGCUCUUUGGGGAUGACAACAAGCUGCUGAUCCGUACAGCUGUUCGAGAACGCUAUGCUCUGCUGCCCUUCUGGUACACCCUGUUUUACCAUGCUUAUAGGACUGGAGAGCCUGUCAUGAGAGCCCUGUGGGUGCAGUUCCCCAGUGAUGUGAAUACAUUCAGCCUGGAUGACCAGUACAUGCUUGGUGAUGCGCUGCUCGUUCGCCCAGUGUUAGAACCGGAUGUCCGAGGAGUUCAGGUUUAUUUGCCAGGGAAAGGGCAGUUCUGGUAUGACGUUCACAGCCACCAGAAGCACACUGGCUCACAGAAUUUGUACGUACCUGUCACCAUCAGCACGAUUCCAGUUUACCAGCGUGGAGGCACCAUCAUUGCUCGGAAAGAACGUGUUCGGAGAUCGUCAUCCUGUAUGCAGAGUGACCCUUACACCCUCUACGUGGCACUGAAUGCGCAGAAUGCUGCUGAAGGGGAUCUGUUUGUUGAUGAUGGCCACACUUUCAACUUCGAGAAGAAAAAAGAAUAUAUUCACAGGAAGUUUAGUUUCAUUAAUAGUUCCCUCAUCUCCAGAAGUGCUGAUCCCAAUGGUCACUACAACACUGCUGCGUGGAUCGAGAGAGUGUUGGUUCUGGGAGUGAAGAGGCCAACGUCUGUUAUGGUGAAGCUCUCCGACGGAACUGAAUCGAACUUGGACUUUGAACACAACGCUGAGACCUCAGUCCUGACCAUCCGGAAACCAGCUGUGAAUGUAGCUGCUGACUGGACCCUGUAUAUCCGAUAAUAGUGUCCACUGGACAUGUUCUCUCUCCUCGCUCACUCUCCUGUUCUCUCUCGCAAUUGCUCUCCUGUUCUCUCUCUCUCGUGUUCUCUCUCUUUCCUGUUCUCUCGCUCUCUCUCUCUCCUGUUCUAACACUGUUUCUUUCUCGCCUGUUUUUUCUUGCAGUCUCUGUCUCGUGUUCUUUGUCUGUCUUGUGUUCACUCUCCCAAUCUUGCUCUCACGUUCUCUCUCUCUCUAAGCAGCUGUGCUGACUAGCACCUGCGUACACAAUCCUUGGAUUCCAGUGCUGAAGUUUUUCAUCAAUAGUGUUUGAGAGCUGACUCGGGAUCGCUACCACAUUCCCUUCGGAUUCAUCCUCUAUUUUUGUUUCUUUGAGUUGCAGAAGCAAGCUAAUUAAAACCUGCCUUGGAGUGACUGUAAACUUUUUAAAAAGCACCACUGCUUUGUGAAUUCCUGACCCUGCUGAUGCUACCUGCAAGGCUGGUUUGAGUUCUCCAGUUCACACAGCUUGUGUUUGCUAAUUCUUUUCCUGUCUGUCUGUCUUGCACUCUCUCGCUCUUUCACCAGGAACUCCCAGGCACUGAUUUGUGCUCCAUUCCUCCCUUUUGGUGCACUUGUGCACCCCUUCUCUCUUUCUACACCCCCACCUCCAAAACCCCUUCACCAUCAGGAAGUGAACUCCGUUUUUUAUUCAGUGAUGAGGCUGAUUCCAGCCGGCAGCCUUGGCUGCUUCCUUUUUAGAAAGGGUGCCUUCCCAGCAGGAGUUAGUCAGGGACUUGGCUUAGCAAGAGAGACGCCUGGGACGGUGUGGGUGCCUCCGUUUUCUUUGUGACGCUGACACCCAUGUCCCCGAUGACACUUGGGUCACCGCUUCAUGAGCAACUCCGGCUUCACUCUUGCAAGUAUUCCCAAAUUGCCCGCCCCGAGCUGCUACAUUUAGAGAGAGCGGUGGUGGGGGGGGGUGGAGGUGUUGAAGCUUCUUUGGGCUUUAGGCUUUAACUGAAGCCCCGCCAGCCCCAGAAUGAUGAACCCGUUCUCUUGAUUCUUGGUAUUUCUGAGGUGUGACCAUCUCCCCAGGGGGUGGUUCUGGAAAUUUAGCAACAUUUGCUCCAGUAAAGACUGAUCAUGAUGGCAAUUUUUUGGUGAGACUGUGUGUGGGCAGGCAGUCUGAUUUUUCUCUGCCUUAUCCCCCCCACUACUCUAGUUUUUAUGAACACCACACACAGUUGCAGAGGACAUGUAUAAGUGAUGAUGUCAGUUCAGAUGUGCCCGAUUUCAAGGUCAAAAUGUAAAAAUCAUUUUUUUAUCUGAUUUUUUUUCUCCCUAAUGAGUUGUGUUCUCAGUUCCAAGUCUUGUAUAUUUGCCCCCAUCCUUCCUGCCCCAUUUCCUUUCUCUCAGUACGUGCUGCAGGAGGUAAAGAUGUACAGCUUUAGUCAGAGUACAGAGACCAGCUCGAACCCCUCCCCCAGCUGAGCUGAGAUUUCAAUCCUACUCUGGACUGGCUUACUGGAGACAGCACCAGGAUAGUGUGGGGGUCAGGCUUACUCUGUCCCCCUUUAACCUCUCCUCCUGUCCCAGAGCUGUCUGCUACUCCCCUUGUGAGAGGAAAUGCACAGCUAAAGGAAAGGUUUAUAAAAUGUCAGGAGUUGCUGAUGACCAAUGAUUGAACUCUGCUGUUUUGGAUGUUUUUGAUAAAUGGAUACAAUUAAAAAAAAAAACUUAAAACUGUG
This is a messenger RNA of Carcharodon carcharias (great white shark), 4706 nucleotides long. Its product is annotated as neutral alpha-glucosidase AB-like. NCBI's taxonomy places the organism in Eukaryota, Metazoa, Chordata, Chondrichthyes, Lamniformes, Lamnidae. Gene Ontology annotation, biological process: carbohydrate metabolic process; N-glycan processing. Gene Ontology annotation, molecular function: glucan 1,3-alpha-glucosidase activity; carbohydrate binding. Bases 73 to 2979 code for a protein of 968 amino acids. Gene Ontology annotation, cellular component: glucosidase II complex. The transcript is spliced from 25 exons. The record is from RefSeq and is a predicted model, not a curated record.